AUGGAAAUGACAGAACAUAACUACUCCAUGACAACUGAAUUUACCCUCACAGGAUUUAUGGAUCAACCAGAGCUGAAGCCCCUUCUGUUUGUAGUGUUCUUUGUCAUCUAUCUGAUCACCAUGGUGGGGAAUCUUGGUUUGGUGGCACUGAUCUAUAUGGAGCAUCGUCUUCACACAGCAAUGUAUAUCUUUCUGGGUAACCUGGCUCUAAUGGAUUCCUGCUGUUCCUGUGCUGUUACCCCUAAGAUGUUAGAAAACUUCUUUUUGGAAGAUGGAACAAUAUCCCUCUAUGAAUGCAUGGCACAAUUUUACUUUUUCUGCUUUGCUGAAACUGUGGACUGCUUUCUCCUGGCAGCAAUGGCCUAUGACAGGUAUGUAGCAAUAUGCAACCCCCUGCAAUACCACACGAGGAUGUCAAAGAAACUCUGCAUUCAGAUGACCACAUGGGCCUACAUAACUGGAAAUGUGCAUUCCAUGAUUCACAUUGGGUUACUGUUUCGGUUAACUUUCUGUGGCUCUCAUGAAGUCAGUCACUUUUUUUGUGAUGUCUUUCCAUUGUACAGGCUUUCUUGUGCUGACCCCUAUAUCAAUAAACUGAUAGUACACAUAUUUACAGGGUUAGUUCUAAUAUUCACUAUUACUAUAGUCCUAAUCUCUUAUUUUUACAUCCUCUUCACUAUUUUCAAAAUGAAAUCCAAAGAGGGAAGAGGUAAAGCUUUAUCGACUUGUGCAUCCCACUUUAUCUCUGUCUCAAUAUUCUAUGGUUCUUUAAUUUUUGUGUAUGUUCAACCAAGUUCAGUCAAAGAAGAAGAUAAAGAUAUACCUGUUGCUGUGUUUUACACUCAAGUAAUUCCUUUAUUAAAUCCUUUUAUUUAUAGUUUAAGAAAUAAGGAAGUAAUAAAUGCUGUAAAAAGAAUUAUGAAGAAUAAAUCUCAGAACAUUCUGAAACAAAUAUCAGCCUCUGCAACAAACUGA
This is a messenger RNA of Choloepus didactylus (southern two-toed sloth), 975 nucleotides long. RefSeq names its product olfactory receptor 5K1-like. Gene Ontology annotation, molecular function: G protein-coupled receptor activity; olfactory receptor activity; odorant binding. The transcript has a single exon. Gene Ontology annotation, biological process: G protein-coupled receptor signaling pathway; sensory perception of smell. The record is from RefSeq and is a predicted model, not a curated record. Gene Ontology annotation, cellular component: membrane. Bases 1 to 975 code for a protein of 324 amino acids. NCBI's taxonomy places the organism in Eukaryota, Metazoa, Chordata, Mammalia, Pilosa, Megalonychidae.